AUGUCUUCAUUUGCCUAUCGUCGAUCAGCCGUUAUGAAUGGAGCUAGACUGGGCCUGUUUGAGCCCAUUAAAAGCAAACUAAACGAACUGGACGUACAUGGAGAGCACGUACUGGGAUGUCGAGUGCUUGCUGGCAGCUCAGCGGGUGCCAUCGGAGCCGCCAUUGGCUCGCCACUAUAUCUCGCUAAGACUAGGAUGCAAGCGAAGAGCUCUGGCAAGUACCACUACAAGCAUACCCUGGACUGCUUCAGGAGCAUAUACACAGCCGAUGGCAUACGGGGGUUGUGGCGGGGUGUGACCGCUUCGAUCCCAAGAGUGGCGGUUGGAUCGGGUAUCCAGUUAUCGACUUAUGACACUACUAAGGCAUAUGUGGUGGACUAUACAGGCAUGGAAGAAUCCAGUAUGUGGACUCAUGUCACCGCCAGUCUAGUAACAGGAGUCGUGGUCACCCUGGGCAUGAACCCCUUGGAUGUUGUUUCCACGCGCAUGUACUCACAGCCCGUGAAGAACCACGUGGGUCUCCUUUACAGUAAUAUCUUCGACUGCUUGUUCAAAAUAGUUCGAACCGAAGGCUUUUUCAGGUACGGGUCCGUGUCUGUACAGUUUGGCUCAACUCACAGAG
Sphaeroforma arctica JP610 is the source of this 622-nucleotide messenger RNA. RefSeq lists its product as hypothetical. The record is from RefSeq and is a predicted model, not a curated record. Lineage: Eukaryota; Ichthyosporea; Ichthyophonida. The annotation marks the transcript as partial. The transcript is spliced from 6 exons.